Molecule: messenger RNA, 984 nt
Organism: Nyctereutes procyonoides (raccoon dog)
Lineage: Eukaryota; Metazoa; Chordata; Mammalia; Carnivora; Canidae
Product: ER lumen protein-retaining receptor 1-like
Biological process (GO): protein retention in ER lumen; endoplasmic reticulum to Golgi vesicle-mediated transport
Cellular component (GO): endoplasmic reticulum; cis-Golgi network; membrane
Molecular function (GO): ER lumen protein retrieval receptor activity
Source: RefSeq, a predicted model, not a curated record
AUGUGCAAAUUACAGGCAACCCAACAAAAGCCGCUUCUGAAGAAGAAAGGACCGGAGCUGCUGCACUUGAGAAUUUUUGGUAUCAAAAAAGAAAAAAAAUUUGUACCAAUUAAGAAAACUCAAUUUGAGCCCUCCUCCCUCUUCCCAGCUCCGGCGUCCCCAGAUUGGAGCCCACCCGAGGGCCCCUCUCCCGCCCCCCCAGCCCAGCCACCCAGCCAGAACAUCAGCCCCGGGGGGCAAACCAGCCCAGCCUGCCUCCCACCAGCCCAGCCCUGCCAGAGCCCCUCAAAGCAUGAAUCUCUUCUGAUUCCUGGGAGAGCCAUCAUCUUGCCAUCAUCUUGGUACUCCCACCUCCUAGCCAUCAUCUUGCUACGGCUCACAACCUGGAAGUCCCGCUCUUGUGCGGGGAUUUCAGGGAAGAGCCAGGUCCUGUUUGCUGUGGGGUUCACUGCCCGGUACCUGGACCUCUUCACCAACUACGUCUCGCUGUACAACACGUGCAUGAAGGUGGUCUACAUUGCCUGCUCCUUCACCACAGUCUGGAUGAUUUGCAGCAAGUUCAAAGCCACUUAUGAUGGGAACCAUGUCACAUUCCGAGUGGAGUUCCUCGUUGUUCCCACGGCCAUCCUGGCAUUCCUGGUCAACCAUGACUUUACCCCUCUAGAGGCCCUCCGGACCUUCUCCAUCCACCUGGAGUCGGUAGCCGUCCUGCCACAGCUGUUCGCGGGGAGCAAGACGGGCGAGGCAGAGACCAUCCCCAGCCACUACCUGUUUGCUCUGGGCGUCCACCGCACGCUUUCUCUCUUCACCUGGCCCUGGCGCUACACCGAGGGCUUCUUCGACCUCACUGCCAUCGUAGCAGGCCUAGUCCAGACUGUCCUCUACUGCGAUUUCUUCUACCUCUACAUCACCAAAGUCCUGAAGGGGAAGAAGCGGAGUUUGCCUGCGUAGCCCUGGGCUCGGCCAUCCCUCUCCUCGGCAGCC